Messenger RNA from Mucor mucedo, 1162 nucleotides. RefSeq names its product casein kinase. Gene Ontology annotation, biological process: endocytosis; signal transduction; peptidyl-serine phosphorylation. Gene Ontology annotation, molecular function: ATP binding; protein serine/threonine kinase activity. The transcript is spliced from 6 exons. The record is from RefSeq and is a predicted model, not a curated record. Lineage: Eukaryota; Fungi; Mucoromycota; Mucoromycetes; Mucorales; Mucoraceae. Gene Ontology annotation, cellular component: cytoplasm; nucleus. Bases 31 to 1128 code for a protein of 365 amino acids.
UUUUAAAUAUAUUUGAAAUAAUAAUAGUUGAUGCGUUCACCCAUGGAUUUAAGAGUCGCAAAUAAGUUUAGAAUUGGCAGAAAGAUUGGAGCAGGUUCCUUUGGAGAUAUCUAUCUCGGUACAAAUUUGAUUACUGGAGAAGAAGUUGCUAUUAAAUUAGAGUCAGUAAAGGCCAAACAUCCCCAAUUAGAAUAUGAAGCCAAAGUGUAUAAGGCUUUGGCAGGUGGUGUAGGUGUUCCCUUUGUGAGAUGGUUUGGUGCAGAGUGCGAUUAUUAUGCUAUGGUCAUUGACCUUUUAGGACCCUCUCUGGAAGACCUCUUUAACUUUUGUAAUAGAAAAUUCACUUUAAAGACUGUAUUAUUAUUAGCAGACCAAAUGUUGUCUCGUAUUGAAUAUGUCCACUCAAAGAACUUUAUUCACCGUGAUAUUAAACCUGACAACUUUUUAAUGGGUAUUGGAAAGAGAGGAAAUCAGGUCAAUGUGAUUGAUUUUGGCCUUGCUAAAAAGUACCGUGACCCACGUACACAUUUACAUAUUCCAUACAGAGAGAACAAGAAUCUGACUGGUACUGCUCGUUAUGCAAGCAUCAAUACACAUCUGGGCGUUGAGCAAUCAAGAAGGGACGAUUUAGAGUCACUGGGCUAUGUGCUCAUGUACUUUUGUAGAGGUUCUUUACCAUGGCAAGGAUUAAAAGCAACCACAAAGAAGCAAAAAUACGAUCGCAUCAUGGAAAAAAAAAUGACCACUCCCACUGAACUAUUGUGCCGUGGUUUCCCGAGUGAAUUUGCUAUCUACCUCAAUUACACCCGUUCUUUACGAUUUGAUGAUAAACCAGACUAUGCUUACCUUCGAAAGUUAUUCAGAGACCUAUUCGUUAGAGAAGGUUACACCUACGAUUAUAUUUUCGACUGGACCAUUUACAAAGUGAACGAACAGGAAGGAAAGGCACGUGAAGAGACAAAGCAGCAAUUGGAUGAGGUUAAUAAAGGUACAACGUUUGCUCGAGUAAAAGAACCACGUGAUCUUAAACUAGCCAAUGUCGUUGCCGCCGAAGGAAAACCUGAACCUCGUGAAGUGAAGGAAGAAGGCUUUUCUUCUUUCCGUCGUGCUACUCAGCCAAAGCCAUAACUUGUCUCACACACACACACAUACACACACACAC